Molecule: messenger RNA, 1795 nt
Organism: Solanum dulcamara
Lineage: Eukaryota; Viridiplantae; Streptophyta; Magnoliopsida; Solanales; Solanaceae
Exons: 5
Coding region: 166-1404 (412 amino acids)
Biological process (GO): exonucleolytic trimming to generate mature 3'-end of 5.8S rRNA from tricistronic rRNA transcript (SSU-rRNA, 5.8S rRNA, LSU-rRNA)
Molecular function (GO): 3'-5'-RNA exonuclease activity; zinc ion binding; nucleic acid binding
Source: RefSeq, a predicted model, not a curated record
GUAAAACUUAAAUAAUUUACUAAUAAUAAAUGCAAAGUAGCAAGUAUAACCUACUUCUUCCCUUUCUUCUUCCUUGUGCGAAACUCAGAUCACAAAGGGGCUGAAGGAAAUUUGUGGAAGGAGAUCUGAUGUACUUUCUUGUGGAUCUUAAUUAUUCAGGAGAUCAUGAUCGCCGUAGAGCAUAAAGAUACUAUGCAUACAAAUUGUGAGGCAUCUGUAAGAUGCCUUCAGAGUGCAGGCUAUCCCCAUAAUCUGCACUACAGUAGAACUGCGGUCAAAGUUUUACCAGAGCCUAGUGAUGGCACCUAUAUUCAUCCAGGUGGGGAUAGCUUGGACUGCACUUUGCGUGGUGAACCAAUUGAGUCUUCAAAAGAAUCUCCGAGCCACACUGUCUAUCAGCAUGGUUUUGGUUUAUGGUCUGCCUUUUAUCCUAACUCAAAUAUGCAUCUGCGCUCCGUGAAUGCUAUUGAAAGCCAGCCCUAUCCAUAUUCAAUAGAUAAUCACUACCAUUAUAGCCUAUUAAACAUGUUCCCUCAAAAUUAUCAGUAUGAUUAUCAGUUCCAAGAUUUCCAGUAUUUUGUUGUUAUCGACUUUGAGGCAACAUGUGAUAAAGAAAAGAAUCCUCACCCUCAGGAGAUAAUCGAGUUUCCAUCAGUAAUAGUGAGUAGCACAACUGGCCAGCUGGAGGCUUGUUUUCAAACUUACGUGAGGCCAACAUGCAAUCAACAACUGAGUGAUUUCUGCAAGGAUCUGACUGGUAUCCAGCAAAUUCAGGUUGACAGAGGUGUUACUCUAAGUGAAGCGCUCCUUAGGCAUGACAAGUGGCUUGAGAAGAAAGGGAUAAAGAAUACCAACUUUGCAGUUGUCACAUGGUCCAGUUGGGAUUGCCGUGUGAUGUUGGAAUCAGAAUGCCGAUACAAAAAGAUCAGGAAGCCUCCUUAUUUCAACCGUUGGAUCAACUUGAAGGUUCCUUUCGGAGAGGUUUUUGGUGGCGCGAGGUGCAAUUUGAAAGAUGCAGUCCAAAUGGCUGGCCUAGCAUGGCAGGGCCGUGCUCACUGUGGUCUGGAUGAUGCCAAAAAUACAGCCCGCUUGCUUGCUUUUCUCAUGCACAAGGGUUUUAGAUUCUCUAUCACCGAUUCUCUUAUGUAUCAAUCUAAUGAUGAACCCCUUACAUGGAAGCUGCCCCCAGAUCACCCAUCAUUUCCCUCUUAUCAACCUCAAAAGAUGAGAGACGUGCCUUCUCCAGUAUUGCAAAAUCAGCCCUACUGUUUCUGUGGAGUAAGGAGCAGCAAAGGGAUGUUCCGAAAACCAGGUCCAAAGCAUGGAAAUCUCUUCUUCGGGUGUGGGAAUUGGACUGCUGCUAGAGGUGCCUGUUGCCAGUAUUUUGAAUGGGCCUUGUCCUGAAGGACCAGAAAAAAUGACGUAAUUUAUUCAGCCUUGAUCAUCGUCACAUCUCUCUCUCUCUAUGUAAAAAGUGAAACAAAAAGACUGUUUGAGGAAGUAAAUCUUCACUUUUCUUGUGGAGGUUCUCUUCCUACCAAGUAAAUAUGGAUAGUUCAAUCAAAAUCCUUUUGUUUCCUGUUAAUGCUGAUGAGCUGCAGUCAACUUAGGGAACGAAAGAUGGAAUGAUCUAGCCAGUUUAAAACUGACUUGUUGACAGUGAUUGAACUCUAUGGAGUUGGGUAAUGGUGUAGUUAGAAGCAUGCAUUGACAUGCCUGGACAUGUUUUAUUGUGUUAAAAUAACGUGUGAGCAUUUGCUAUUCAAUGGGAAUGACAAAAGUUGCUUGCCCAUAA